GCUGGUUUGUCAGAUUAUUGAUGCGGUGGUUUGAAUCACGUUUGAAUUUAAGUGCGGAGCUCUAUAUUUCUUUUAAAAUCUUUUAUUCAACCACUAUAUUCCAUAGAUGAGUUUAUAUAUUGUGUGUUAAUUAAGUGAAAUCUGUGUUAUCAAGUGUUUAAUCAUGGUUUUGGCUGAAAGAAGUAAUGAUGUUCGAAACGGGAAGCGGUCAAGGGGGCCAAGCCCCAAUGGCCAUGGAAGUCCAGAUUCCAGUUCUGAAGAUGAGAAUGCUGAGAAGAUAAGAGUGGGCAGGGAUUAUCAGGCAGUGUGCCCUGAACUGGAACCGGUAGAGCAACGCCGACCAGAACUUAUUUCUGACAGAGCUUUAUUAGUUUGGUCACCUACCUGUGACAUAUCUGACAUCAAAUUGGAUGAAUAUAUUACUACAGCAAAGGAAAAAUAUGGUUACAAUGGUGAACAAGCAUUGGGUAUGUUAUUUUGGCACAAACAUGACCUCAACAGGGCUUCAAUGGAUCUUGCAAACUUCACUCCUUUUCCUGAUGAGUGGACAGUAGAAGACAAGGUUCUCUUUGAACAAGCUUUCCAGUUUCAUGGCAAAAGCUUUCACAGAAUUAGGCAAAUGUUGCCAGACAAAUCAAUUGCAUCAUUAGUUAAGUACUAUUAUUCAUGGAAGAAAACAAGAGCUCGUACUUCAUUGAUGGAUGUUGUUAGCGAAGGUCGUAAUGCUACUGGCUCUGGCACUGGCAAGCGUGAAUCAGGUGCUGGAUCAGAACCGGGCGGUUCUGACAAGGAUUCAGACAAUGACGAAAAGGGCGAGGGCGGCGGCGAGAGCGCGGGCAAGUGGUGCACUGUGUGCGGCAUUCUGUGCAACCAGAUCACGGCGCACAAUUCGCAGAAGUUGUGUCAGGCAUGCCUCGUGCACGCCAGACGCACGGGGACGAUGCGACCGCUGUGCGGACCGUCCGGCAGACGCGGUCCGGGAUCCAAACAGCAGCGGUACAAGCACCGGCUGCCGCGCGGUAUUUACAUCAAUCACGAUGAUCUCGUCGCCAUGGCCACCGGCCCUCAGCCUGGCGAUCCCCCGCAGCCUGGACUUAUCAAUCAUGGCGAAGCCAUGCUCAAAGCUAUGGAUAGAGAAGUUAUAUCUCUAAAGAGACAAGUGCAACAAAACAAACAGCAACUGAGUGCGAUGAAGCGUAAAGUGGGCGACUCUGGGGUGGAAGAGUUGAGGCCCGGUGAGCCACCAGCAAAGAUCAACUCUCGCUGGACUAAUGACGAACUACUCAUGGCAGUUACGGCCGUCAGGAAGUACGGUAGAGAUUUCCAAGCUAUCGCCGAAACUCUGGGCACGAAGACUGAGGCGCACGUCCGUUCUUUCUUUAUUUCAUAUCGCCGUCGCUACAACCUAGACGCCAUGGUGCGCGAACAUGAAGCCGAACGUGGUAACGCCCAUCAUAUACAAGCCGGUACUACAAGUACAGAAUCUGCUGAAACAGGCGACAACACUAACAAUGGCACUGACUCGACUCAGUCUAUUAACAAGGAUGAAAAAAUGGAGGUAGAUAGCGAAGGCGUCGCUAUCGGAGCGUCAGCGGAGGCUGGCGGCCCCCCCACGACCCCGCCCAAGCACAAGCCCGCCAAGUGAUGCGGCGGCGGUACGUCCGCGCGACACGCUCGCGGCUCGCGGCCCCCGCACGCUGCGACCUACUAGUGCCGUCAAGCGCGCCCCAAAUAUUUGGGUAUCGCACCCCAUUCCAUGAAAUCAAAGCGUCGCGGGAAACACCGAUUACUAUUAUAUAAGACAAAAGUAGGUUUCUUCGAUAUCUAUCAAGUAGUAAAACGAGUUCGUCUCUUUCACACGCUGUAUAUUAAAGAGCUGUUUUCAGUAUUCAAUCUAAAACACCGACAGACGUAAUUGCACAACUCGUAACUAUGUAUUUAAAUGGUGCAGAUUAUUAUUAUCAACUAGACGUACUAAUCAUAAUGUCUGGUUGAUUAUAAACCUGAAAUUCUGAUGGCAAAGAUCAGAAAUUAUGUUUGUAUACGCUUUAGGGAAGCAUCGGACUUGUGUAUAUAAAUUAUAAUGUAUGCUAAUAGGUUUGUUUCCAGAUUAGGAAGCUUGUGUAAAGAAUAUAUAAUCGUAAGUGUGUUCCUGUCUCUGGUUUCUCUAUGAGGUACACUAUGAGCUGUGCUCUUUCAAUGAGCUGUUGUGCUUUGUCCAAUAUUUCUUCAGAGUUCUCAAGUGUGAUAGUUCAUAGAUAUGUAUUACGAAAUAAAACAUUAAUCACUUGCCUUAUGUGAUAAGUUCGUCUCAUGUACUCGCAUGUUUACUAAAAUAUGGCUUAAGUAUCACAGGAGAUUUAUUCGAAUCUUAAUUAACUAGACCCUUCUGUGGUGUUUAUUCUAAGGCUCAGAAGUCACAGUGCCGCUUAUCCCUCCUGCCGCGGUUGCAAGACCGUAACCCGCAUAUAAUGUGAAUGACUAUUAAUUUAAAUGUUGAAUUUAAUAUUUUUCAACUUAAAAUAAGGAACCACAAAAUAUAUCUUGUUGCAAUCUCACUCCUAAAUUGAUAGAUAAAUGGGCGCACCGAUUUUUAGUUUUGUUUUUUAAUUAUUGGCGUUACUAAGUCUUAACAAAUUAUCUUUUCAUGACAAGUUUUGUGGUGAUUGCAGGACAGCACAAUAUUGCGGUUUCGUAAGUUUUUAAAUCAAAAGAUCACUACGCGUGGCCUGUGCGCAUUUAGAUUGCUCUGUGACUUCUUAGUCUAGCAGUUUUCUAUAUAAAUGAUUCUAAGAAAUAAUAGUAGCUAGAUAUUUUAUGUAAGACUUAUUAUUUUAACGAUAAGGAUACUAUCAAUUUGGAAUGUUAAGUCCAGCCGUAGUUUUUAGGUAACAAGCGAAGGAUGUUUUAGUGGUUAUGCAAAUUUCUAUUAUGGAUACUCAUAUUAUAGGUCAAAUGGCAUUUAUAGUCGCGAAAGAAUAAAACUCAAUAUAAAGCCAUUAACAAACCGCUUGGUUCAAUAAAAGCAAUAUAUCGAAUAAUACAAUAUUUCUUAUGCACAUGUAGAAUAGCUAUUUUAUUAUACAUUUUAAUUAUAUAACUUUUCCAUACAUUUAAAUAGAGCGAUAUAGAGAAUUGACGAUAUUUUUGUACUAGUAAAUGACCUCCCGAUGAUUAGGAAAUUUUGGUGUGAUUAGUUGAUGUUUUUUAAUGAAUGGUAUUAACUUUAAUUUUGUACUUUUAUUUAGUGUUAUGAAGUAACGCGUUUAUAGCAUAAUUUAAGAUAUAAUUUUAAAUAAUAAUAUAUGUACAUCACAAAUGGGAUGAGCUAUUCGCACCGGUUGCUACGAAGCCGAAGAUGAAUCGUUACCGAUAUAUCAUUGUUCUUAUUCAAUGUGACUACUUGGCUGUACAUAUUUAUGUAGUAUUAUUUACGAAUAAACUUCAGAUGGUGCACUCGGUACUGAAAUUAUGUUAUACAAAACUUAGGUGAAGUUUUUCCAGAAUUCAUUUUGUUAAAUUCAACGUCCGCCUACAAUUGACGUAAGCAAUAUAUUUUAAUUCAAUUAUUAUUUAAUCUAAUAUUGAUGAUGGAAAAUAUUAACUGAUUACAGAUAAGUCUGUAAUGAUUUUAUUAUUUGGGAUAUGGGUUUAAAUAUUUCUGUAAAUAUUAUUAUGUUCCUCAAUGUUAUAAUAAUUUUGUACCUAAUUUGUGGUCAGACAAAACUGGUUAACUAGAUUUAGUUUGAAAUCCUUAGCAUAUUUUAUGAACGGCGUAAAACCUUAAUCACUCCAAAGAGAUAUCCACAAAAUGAAGUCAUCUUAUUUAUUGACGCUAAUUAGGGCUAGUAGGAAGAUUGUUACUGAAUUAAAUUAUUUUUAUUAGGAUUAUUGUUUUCUGUAUAUUAAGAACUUAAAUCAAUUGACAAAGUUUUUUUUAUUAUUAAUAAGUAAUGCUCAAACUUAUUUGUUUUGUCCCAUCACUUGACCGUGGUCUCCACAAAUUAUUAAGUAGCUAAAACCGAAGUUAAGGGAGUUUUGAUUUUAAGAAUAAUAAAUAAUAAUAAUAAGUAUGUAUUAA
Messenger RNA from Spodoptera exigua (beet armyworm), 4081 nucleotides. NCBI's taxonomy places the organism in Eukaryota, Metazoa, Arthropoda, Insecta, Lepidoptera, Noctuidae. The record is from the annotation of a GenBank genome assembly.